AUGGGGGCUUUCCCCUGCCGCAGGGGCUGCUUCCGGCCCUGGAACUACUACUCCGAAAAGAUAAAUAUUUUACUCUGGUGGAACGAAGACUUGGACAGAGAGCAUUUGGCGCCGAGGCCUUGCUCCCGGAGCCCUACCGCCCUGUUCUUCCAUUCGAGAUCGCUCGUGCCGCCCUCCUUGCCUUCCUCCUGGGGUCUCUCGGAGGCUGGACCGAUACAUCUGCUGAUGCUCUGGCCGAAUUCCAGGCGACACCGGGUCCUGGGGCUCUCACACACAGCCCAGAAACCCCCAACCUCCCGAGGCUUGUGGCCCCAGACGGCGGGAAGCCGGAAGCUAGGAGGGGAAUCAAAGCCUAGGGCCCUAUCGGCGGGUUCCCCUGAAGUGGCGAGUCUCUGCCGGGAGGGGGCACCCUUGUCUUUUUAA
Lemur catta (Ring-tailed lemur) is the source of this 423-nucleotide messenger RNA. RefSeq names its product PRAC2 small nuclear protein (gene PRAC2). The record is from RefSeq and is a predicted model, not a curated record. Lineage: Eukaryota; Metazoa; Chordata; Mammalia; Primates; Lemuridae.